Messenger RNA from Panicum hallii, 516 nucleotides. Its product is annotated as mitochondrial import inner membrane translocase subunit TIM8-like. NCBI's taxonomy places the organism in Eukaryota, Viridiplantae, Streptophyta, Magnoliopsida, Poales, Poaceae. The record is from RefSeq and is a predicted model, not a curated record. Bases 42 to 260 code for a protein of 72 amino acids. The transcript is spliced from 3 exons.
UGAGAGAGAGAGAGAGAGAGAGAGAGAGAGAGAGAGGCGCCAUGGAUAACCCCGAGAUGCAGCGAUUCCUCCAGCAAGAGCAGCAGAAGGCGCUGAUGGGCGAGAUGGUUGGCAAGCUGACAAGCGUGUGCUGGGACAAAUGCAUCACCGGCACCCCAGGAAGCAAGUUCAGCUCCGGGGAAUCAACCUGCCUGACCAACUGUGCCCAGAGAUUUCUCGACAUGAGCGUGCUGAUUGCCAAACGGUUUGAGAUGCAGUGAGGCGUCGGCGCGCAACACCAUUGCUUAGUCAAAUGCCAUAAGUUUCUUCUCUGAGCUUUGUACGAACCCUUUGAACGAUGCUGGGUUUUUUAAUUGUUACAACAGAGAAAGUCUGAUGUGCUUCCAAUAUCUGUUGCCUCGAUGGGAAAUGUAUUAGAGUGUGAUUGAUCCGUUUGAAACUCAACACUCCCUGCCCUGAGUUUAACUGAACAUUGUGCUCCUGCGCCCCUAGUUCUGAGCGACUGUUAUAUGCUUA